Agelaius phoeniceus (red-winged blackbird) is the source of this 3480-nucleotide messenger RNA. RefSeq names its product myosin ID (gene MYO1D). Gene Ontology annotation, biological process: actin filament organization; actin filament-based movement; endocytosis. The record is from RefSeq and is a predicted model, not a curated record. Gene Ontology annotation, cellular component: microvillus; cytoplasm; actin cytoskeleton. Gene Ontology annotation, molecular function: microfilament motor activity; actin filament binding; ATP binding. NCBI's taxonomy places the organism in Eukaryota, Metazoa, Chordata, Aves, Passeriformes, Icteridae.
AUGGCAGAGCAGGAGAGUUUGGAGUUCGGCAAAGCCGACUUCGUGCUGAUGGACGCCGUCACCAUGCCCGAGUUCAUGGCGAACCUCCGGCUGCGCUUCGAGAAGGGCCGGAUUUACACCUUUAUCGGCGAGGUGGUGGUUUCCAUGAAUCCUUACAAGAACCUGAACAUCUACGGGCGGGACACGAUCGAGCAGUACAAGGGCAGGGAGCUCUACGAGAGGCCUCCGCACCUCUUUGCCAUCGCUGAUGCUGCUUACAAAGCCAUGAAGAGACGAUCCAAGGACACCUGCAUCGUCAUCUCAGGUGAAAGCGGGGCUGGGAAAACUGAGGCCAGUAAAUACAUAAUGCAGUACAUAGCAGCCAUCACCAACCCCGGGCAGAGGGCUGAGGUGGAGAGAGUGAAGAACAUCCUGCUGAAAUCCAACUGUGUGCUGGAGGCCUUUGGCAACGCCAAAACAAACCGCAACGACAAUUCCAGCCGCUUUGGAAAGUACAUGGACAUCAACUUUGAUUUCAAGGGAGACCCCAUCGGGGGGCACAUCAAUAAUUACCUGCUAGAAAAGUCCCGUGUGAUCGUGCAGCAGCCCGGGGAGCGAAGCUUCCACUCCUUCUACCAGCUCCUGCAGGGAGGUUCUGAGCAGCUGCUGCGUUCUCUGCACCUCCAGAAGGAUGCAUCAGCCUACAGCUACAUCUGCCCUGGGGCACAGCUCAAGUGUUCCAUCAACGAUGGGGCUGAGUUCAAGGCAGUUGCUGAUGCCAUGAAGGUGAUUGGCUUCAAGCAGGAGGAGAUUCAAACUGUCUACAAAAUUGUGGCAGCCAUUCUGCACCUGGGGAACCUGAAGUUCUAUGUGGAUGGAGACACCCCCAUCAUCGAGAACAGCAAGCUGGUGUCAGUGAUUGCUGAGCUCCUGUCCACCAAGGCCGAGCUGGUGGAGAAGGCGCUGCUGUUCCGGACGGUGGCCACGGGCAGGGACGUCAUCGACAAACAGCACACGGAGCAGGAGGCCACCUAUGGCAGGGAUGCCUUUGCAAAGGCCAUUUACGAGCGUCUCUUCUGCUGGAUUGUGACACACAUCAACGAUGUCAUCGAGGUGAAGAACUACGACACCACAGUGCAUGGCAAGAACACAGUCAUUGGGGUCCUGGAUAUCUAUGGCUUUGAGAUAUUUGACAAUAACAGCUUUGAACAAUUCUGCAUUAAUUACUGCAAUGAAAAGCUGCAGCAGCUCUUCAUUCAGCUGGUUCUAAAGCAGGAGCAGGAGGAGUACCAGCGAGAGGGAAUUCCCUGGAAGCAUAUUGAUUAUUUCAACAACCAGGUUAUCGUGGACCUGGUGGAGCAGCAGCACAAAGGGAUCAUUGCCAUUCUGGAUGAUGCCUGCAUGAACGUGGGCAAAGUCACAGAUGAGAUGUUCCUCGAGGCCCUCAACAGCAAACUGGGGAAGCACGCUCACUUCUCCAGCAGGAAGCUUUGUGCCACAGACAAAACGCUGGAGUUUGACAGAGAUUUCCGGAUCAAGCACUACGCCGGGGAUGUGAUUUACUCUGUCACUGGAUUCAUUGAUAAAAACAAGGACACUUUAUUUCAAGACUUCAAACGCCUCAUGUACAACAGCUCCAACCCUGUGUUGAAGAUGAUGUGGCCUGAGGGGAAACUGAGCAUCACUGAGGUCACCAAGAGACCUCUGACAGCAGCUACUCUGUUCAAGAACUCCAUGAUUGCCCUGGUGGACAACCUGACACUGAAGGAGCCCUACUACGUGCGCUGCAUCAAGCCCAACGACAAGAAGUCCCCUCAGCUGUUUGACGAGGAGCGCUGCCGGCACCAGGUGGAGUACCUGGGGCUGCUGGAGAACGUGCGCGUGCGCCGCGCCGGCUUCGCCUACCGCCAGAGCUACGAGAAAUUCCUGCACAGGUACAAGAUGAUCUCUGAGUUCACGUGGCCCAACCACGAUCUGCCCUCAGACAAGGAGGCAGUGAGGAAGCUCAUCGAGUGCCACGGCUUCCAGCACGACGUGGCCUACGGCAAGACCAAGCUCUUCAUCCGCACGCCGCGCACGCUCUUCACCCUGGAGGAGCUGCACGCCAAGAUGCUCGUCAGGAUCGUCCUCUUCCUGCAGAAGGUGUGGCGGGGCACGCUGGCCCGGCUGCGCUACCGGCGGACGCGGGCGGCGCUGACCAUCGUGCGGCACUACCGGCGCCACAAGGUGCGCGCCCACCUGCGCGAGCUCCUGCGGCGCUUCCGCGGCGUGCGGGACCUGCCCGACCGCGGCCGCUCCAUCCCCUGGCCCGCCCCGCCCAAGGUGCUGCUCCGCUUCCAGGAGGCCCUGCAGGACAUCUACCACAGGUGGAGAGCGGCCGAGCUGAUCCGGAGCGUUCCCCCAGAGGUGCUGCCUCAGCUCAGGGCCAAGGUGGCUGCCAUGGAGCUGCUGAAGGGCCACAGGGCUGACAUUGGCCUCCAGAGAGCCUGGCAGGGCAACUACAUCGCACUGAAACCAGACAGCCCCCAGAGCUCAGGCUCCUUCACCCCCGUGGCCAACGAGCUGAAGCGCAAGGACAAGUACAUGAACAUCCUCUUCUCCUGCCACGUGCGCAAGGUGAAUCGCUUUAACAAGGUGGAGGACAGGGCCAUUUUCAUCACUGACAGACACCUGUACAAGAUGGACCCCAUGAAGCAGUACAAGGUGAUGAAGACCAUCCCCCUCUACAACCUGGUGGGGCUGAGUGUCUCCAAUGGGAAGGACCAGCUGGUGGUGUUCCACACCAAGGACAACAAGGAUCUCAUCGUUUGUCUCUUCAGCAAUGACCCCUCCAACGACAGCAGGAUUGGGGAGCUCGUGGGGGUCCUGGCCAGUCACUUCAAAAGGGAGAAGCGCUCCCUGCACGUCGCUGUCACCAACCCGGUGCAGUGCAGCCUGCACGGCAGGAAAUGCACGGUGUCCGUGGAGACCAAGACCAACCAGCCCCAGCCGGAUUUCACCAAGCACCGCUCGGGCUUCGUGCUCUGCGUGCCGGGCAAUUAACGGCCCCUCCCUCCCCGGGAGCCGCCCCGGGACCGCCGGGAUCCACCGGGAGAUGCUCGGCAGCGACCUAAAGGUGCCUAAAGCAGCCUCUGAAGCUCAAGGUUUGGAAAACCCGAAUUCCAGGGGUUUAGAAAAGCCAAAUUCGCACGGAAUGAAGACCUAAAAUAGCUGGUGACUUGUUCUCCACAUUACAAACCAGGCUGGAACAUCAGGAGAGCACUUCCUUUGGAAUCAGUCUGAAAAAAAAGUUUCUAGGUACUUCCACCCCUUCUUCCUUUUCCCCCGUUGAUUCCUCACCCCCUCUCCGGUUCUCCCUUCCAUGCUCCUUUCCCUUGUGUCAGUUUUUGCAGUUUGAUGCAGCCUCCAGAGGAGGAACCAAAGAUGCCCAGCUCAGGGAGUCGGGUUCUGUAGGGCCAGAUCCCCACGGAGCCGGAGCCAGGCUGGGCAGGGAGGGCUGCC